AUGGCGGCGAUUAUGACAGCGAGACUGUACUCGCCCUUGUUAAUUGUGGCAGUCGACAAGAAUGAUGCACGUCUAGAGAUUGCGAAGAGGUUCCGCGCGCAUGAGAUUGUCAAUUCGGCGCGGGUGGAUGCAUUGAACAGGCUUACAGCGCCAACGGAUGGGCACAGGUUUGACUCGGUUAGCGUACAUGGGAAGAAGCUUGACUUACCGAUUAAGGCGUCGCUGGUCGGCGCAACAGCGGUGGAGUUGCUACUACGACAUUUCCACUCUGGUUUGAUUGAUGCAUCGCCAUUAAUUACCCAUGUGUUUCCAUUCCACGAUGGUCUCAAAGUGUAUGAUACUUGUAAAGCGGCAGCUCAGGAAAAGGCGAUGAAUAUUAUCAUUGAUAUUGGGACUCUUUAG
Molecule: messenger RNA, 402 nt
Organism: Aspergillus tanneri
Lineage: Eukaryota; Fungi; Ascomycota; Eurotiomycetes; Eurotiales; Aspergillaceae
Exons: 3
Coding region: 1-402 (133 amino acids)
Source: RefSeq, a predicted model, not a curated record